This is a messenger RNA of Homalodisca vitripennis (glassy-winged sharpshooter), 2678 nucleotides long. Its product is annotated as U8-agatoxin-Ao1a-like. Gene Ontology annotation, molecular function: ion channel inhibitor activity. The coding region runs from base 12 to 236 and encodes 74 amino acids. The record is from RefSeq and is a predicted model, not a curated record. Gene Ontology annotation, cellular component: extracellular region. NCBI's taxonomy places the organism in Eukaryota, Metazoa, Arthropoda, Insecta, Hemiptera, Cicadellidae. The transcript has 2 exons.
CAGAUGAGUCUAUGCUGGAGGAAUACCCUACGGACAAUGACCUGGACAGGUUACUACAGACGGCACAGAAGCGUUCUUCUCUGAUCUACCUUUACAGAAGGGCGUGUGUGAGGCGUGGAGGAAACUGCGACCAUAGACCCAACGACUGCUGCUACAACAGUUCCUGCCGCUGCAACCUCUGGGGUGCGAACUGUCGGUGUCAACGCAAGGGGCUGUUCCAGAAGUGGGGCAAGUAAACACCUUCUCCUCGCCACUCAACCACCCCUUCCCAUUCUGACGGAGCUGGACAGUAUUUAUAAAGUGGUUUUGUUUUAACUGUCUGUACUUGCAACUUAGAAUAUUAAAAAAUUGAAUAUUUGCCUUGGAGAGUGAAAAAUAGUAAAUUAAAAUCAAUUUAGUAUAUUUUCACCAUGCAUUCCUUACUAUCUUUCAGUGUAAUUCGUUGUUUUAGUAUCAUGUUACUAAUAUUAGGAAGCAUUUAAUCAAUUAAACAUUAACGUUUUAGUAAUCAAGUAGGUUGCUAACUUCCCAUAACUGACAGCACAAUUGAAUUAAUGAAUUAAAAAAAAAAUUUGAAGUAUUGUAAGAUUUCAUAAAAUUUACGUUGCUCUGUAUUGGUUAUAAGUAUUUUAACGUUUUGAUUCAUUUUAAUUGUAAAAUUAAAACAAAUUAUUAGUACUUUAUUUUUCUUCUCUUAUCCAAUAUUUAUGGAAGAGAAACUUCUAGCUAAUUUAUAAAUCAAGGGAUUAUUGAACAAUAAGUGUUUAAAAUAUAAAACUUGCAGAAUGACAAAAGAUGUUUUCUCUGUUUCUUUUCAAAACAAAAUACGGGUGUUUCAUAAAAUAAGCAACAUUUGCUCAUUGUAAAAUUUCAAAUGCUGUUUAAUGUAAACAUUAUAUGGUUAAAACUGCAGUGUUAUGACAUGUGGGCUGUAAAAUAGUAUAUUGUAUCCUCCCAAGUAUGAGGUUAGUGUUGUUCUUGUAUAUUAAGCAAAAAUAUUUAUAUAUAAAAUGUAAUCUUGAUAUUAUCCAUUAUAUACCUGCUGAUUAUAUCGUUGUAAACAAAACAACCCUACCUGUACAUUCCUAGCAAGGCAUGAAUAUGUGUUUCUAAAGCUUAUAAUACACACAAAAAGAAUUAUUAAACUAUCAAAAGUAUACAUUUAUAAAAAUUACCCAAUUGAAGAAAUUUUUUUUCAAUAAAUGAAUAAAACUUGUUAUGCGUACACAAAUUUUCUGUUCGUUUAUAUACAUAAUUUAAUAUCACAGGCACAGUGGAUACUCUUAAAGUAGUUUAAUGGUAUAAAAUACGAGAUAAUAAAUAGGUAUAACACAUUUUCGCUAGUUAUUUAUUUUAGAAAUAAUUAAAUGCAUAAAACAUAAAAAUAUUUACCCAAAAUUAUAGUUUGUUCACCCUUACUUUUCAAUAGGGAAAUGUGGGAUUUGAAAUGCAGCGGACUAUCUCGUCUUGGCUGCCAAAUGUAUUUAUUUUAAAGAUGACUCAAAUUUGGGUUUUAAUGAAAAGUAAACUAAAAAAAACUUCAUUACGAAUAUGAACAUUAAAGAAGAUUUUUAUAUGAUAAUGGAUAUCUAAUAAAUAUUUUGGUCACACAUGUAAUGGCAUUAAAAAACAUAAUACCGGUUCCAGUUAAAUGUUACGUUAUAUUUUAAUAAAACUAAAAAUUGUCAAUGUUUAAUACUUAUGAAAUAUUUAUCGUAGCUAAAAGAAGCUUUGUAAUGUCAAAUUAAUAAAAAUUACAAAUUUUCUUAACAAAAUGAUUUUAAAUUCACUUCGAAAGAGAUUUUUAGGGGGUUAACCUCUGAACGUGUGAUAAACGUUUACCUUGGCGUUGUAGUGUGGUCGAUCCCAACACCACACUAAAUGAUAGAAGUCUCAAAUGGAAAGUAAGGGCAUAGACUAUAACUUUCAUCAAUUAAUAAAUUAAUUAAUAGUUUAUAUUAAUGCAUUAUAAUAUUGGAGAUUUUAUAAUUUAUUGCGAAUUUAUCACACUAGCUUUCAAUUAAAUUAGACAUUGAGAUAAAAAAGAUUAUAAAUUGUGAAUUUGUCACUUAAAAUAAAAUGCAUACUAACACUAUAUUUACAUAUAACGUUUUAAAAUAAUGUCUGCAAUGAUUCCAAUACAUUUUUAAUUGUUAUUGUAAAUACCAUUAGUAAAAACGUUAUCUUCCUUCUUUAUAUUUCAUUCAGGAACUUGAAGCUGAUGAACUUUGUUUGUGAAACAGACAAUAUUUAAAGACUUUAUCGAUAUAUUUUGUUACAAUGUAAAGUAAAUAGUGUAAUGUAGAUUAUAUUUUGUAACUGAAAUUUUAGUAACAGUUUCUUAACCCAUGACUUUUCAGAACAUAUUUUAGAGCAAAAUAAGUAUUUAUGCUUACUUUACUUUUGAAGUUAAACUUUUGUAAACAUUUUCAGAGAUGGUAUGUCACCUUAUAUUUUAGACCAUCGUAAAUGUACAGAACCGUGAGUACACGCAUAAGUUGUAUCUUUAAAUAAACGUUGCACCGUUGAGAACAUCAUGAUGUUACAGGUGUGAUGUUAUUAAUUAUUACAAAAUCAUCUUUAAGGAAAGAUUUGUAAUUUAUAUUGAACACAAGUAUAUUCCAGGUCAAUCGAAGUUAAAUGGCCUAACAAAAUUAAUAAAAUAAGUGUAAGCAAAA